Molecule: messenger RNA, 381 nt
Organism: Eruca vesicaria subsp. sativa (arugula)
Lineage: Eukaryota; Viridiplantae; Streptophyta; Magnoliopsida; Brassicales; Brassicaceae
Source: the annotation of a GenBank genome assembly
AUGGCCUUGGUGAUGGUUCAAAUUAGUGAAGGAAGCAAUUCUCGUGUUGGAGCAUUUAGGCGCCAACUUGAGAAGAUCAUAAUCGACAAGCACGAAGACACAAUGAGCAAGAUGGGAGCAAUUCUAGCCUUUGGUAUCCUCGAUGCAGGUGGUAUGAUCGUUACUAUAAGAUUGCUCUCUAAGACCAAACAUGACAAAGUAACUGCUGUUAUUGGCCUCAACUGGCUGAACAUGACAAACUUGGCCUUCUCACCGGCCACCUUCAUUGGUUCAAACUACGACCUUAUGAUCCCAAAGUUUGAGUUCAUGUCACAUGCAAAACCGUCUUUGUUUGAGUACCAAAAACCCACCACGGUUCCCACAUCCAAUAUAGCUGCUUAA